AUGAAAUCGGCCUUUCUUCUCUCCCUCGCGGCCGCCGCCCUUGCGGCCACUCCUGCGCAAUGGCGCUCGCAGUCUGUAUACUUUUUACUCACCGAUCGGUUCGCCCGUACAGACAAUUCGACAACUGCUGAGUGCGAUACCAGCGUCAGGCAAUACUGCGGUGGCACAUGGAGGGGGAUUAUCAACCAGGUAGAUGGCAUCCGUUCGUUCCUACUGGACCAAGACUUACGAGAACAGCUGGACUAUAUCCAGGGGAUGGGAUUCACGGCGAUCUGGAUAACACCUGUGACUGCUCAGCUUGAGCAAUACAGUCCAUUCGGACAAGCCUACCAUGGUUACUGGCAGCAGGACAUAUACGCCCUCAACUCCAACUACGGAACGGAGGCCGACCUCAAGGCUCUCGCCGACGCUCUGCAUGACCGAGGCAUGUAUUUGAUGGUCGAUGUGGUUGCUAACCAUAUGGGCUACAACGGAGCUCCUGACUCUGUCGAUUAUAGCGUCUUCAGCCCGUUCAACUCACAGAAGUACUUCCACUCGCCCUGCUUCAUCCAGAACUAUGAGGACCAGGCACAGGUUGAGGCAUGCUGGCUUGGUGACAACUCAGUCCCGCUUCCUGAUCUCGACACCACCCAGACCGACGUUCAAGAUUACUGGUAUGACUGGAUUGAAUCCUUGGUAUUAAACUACACCAGUAAGACGCCCUCCUCUUCGUCAAUUCUGCAAGCUCACAUCGAACAGUCGACGGCCUCCGCGUUGAUACCGCAAAGCACGUCCAGAAGGAAUUCUGGGACGGCUUCAACGACGCAGCUGGCGUCUACUGCGUUGGCGAAAUCUUCGAUGGCGACCCAGAAUACACCUGCCCGUACCAAAAUCACCUCGACGGCGUGCUCAACUACCCGAUCUACUACCCGCUUCUAA
Messenger RNA from Aspergillus calidoustus, 918 nucleotides. Lineage: Eukaryota; Fungi; Ascomycota; Eurotiomycetes; Eurotiales; Aspergillaceae. The record is from the annotation of a GenBank genome assembly.